UUCACAAGCCUCACUCAUUGAAUUUUUUGACCUUGUCACAAUUCUAUCUGAAUAGAUCCUGAUCGAUUUAAUUUUGGCUGCAAAUACGCUCUUUCUUGACCCAGACUCACUUUCCGACCACAAUGUCUAUCACUGAGGCAGAGCUCAGUGCGGCGAUUGAGGUGGCGUUAUGUGCAGCUCGCAACGCCACUGAUAUUAUCAACAAAUCCAUUGACGAACGCUCUGCGCCCAUCACGAAUGUGAACACAAAGAGCAACUCUACGGACUGGGUCACCCAGUAUGACAAGCAAUGUGAGGAAGAGGUGCUAAGUGUGCUGCGCGCUGGAACCCCAGACUACGCCAUUAUCAGCGAAGAGACGCAAGCCGACGUCCCACUUGAUGACAGCCCAACAUGGAUUGUAGACCCGAUUGAUGGCACUACUAGCUUUGCGCAUGGGUUGUAUGACUGCUGUGUGUCUAUUGCGCUUGCGGUCAACAAGGAGCCUGUUCUGGGGGUUAUCAGUGCGCCACGCUUACAGGAAAUCUACACCGCUGCCAAGGGGCGCGGCGCGUAUUGCAAUGGGCAACGAAUUCACGUAUCCCAUGCUACAACGCUAAAUGAGUCUGUCGUCAUUAUACAUCAACCCUACAACCGCAGCAAGGCGUGUGUCGAGGCUGUACUCAACACGCAGCGCGAAUUUAUGAAGCUCCCCGUGCACUCUGUCCGGUGUUACGGCUCUGCAGCACUGGAUAUGUGCUUCGUUGCGUCUGGGAAGGCAGAUUUAUACUUCGAAGUCGGAUUCAAUGCAUGGGACUAUGCAGCUGGCGCAAUCAUUGUACGUGAGGCUGGUGGUGUGGUGCACGAUGUAAACAACCAGAACUCGUUAGACUUGAUGGGUAGGGGAAUGUGUUGUGGAUCUAGCAAGGAGGUUACCCUCAAGGCUAUUGAGGUUAUGGAAAAGUACAAUUAUCGAGAUGCUGUCUGGACUUUGGAUUAGGCUCACGUACUGUUCAUUUUUUUUCUGAUUUGUUUCCGUCUUCAAAAAUGUCAAGGAGAGGAUUUCUCUUCUGCCAUAGCGAUUUUGCGUGUGGCGAGUGCAUUUCCUUGUCUUUCCCAUAUUUGUGCAUUUUUACCGUUCUGAUUUUACCGUAGUGUAUGUCUACGUGAAUUGGGCAUAGAAAAGAUAAAAUUAUAUGGACUAUUUUUAUCGCUACUGAUGAGAAAAAUUCUAGUAUAUGCUUGAAAUAGCAGCAUACCCGGUGUGUGUAUCCUGGCAAAGAAAAA
This is a messenger RNA of Phytomonas sp. EM1, 1264 nucleotides long. NCBI's taxonomy places the organism in Eukaryota, Euglenozoa, Kinetoplastea, Trypanosomatida, Trypanosomatidae. The record is from the annotation of a GenBank genome assembly.